AGGUUUAUGCACGGGAAGUUCAGAUCAACAGCAGUGGCUGAAACCAGGCCGCGCACCGAGCAGCUGGAACCCCUGUAUACCUCCAGACCACCGCCUGAACCCGCCCCUCCUCUGCGCCCCUGCUGCGGCUGCUACCAGCCGCUGACUGGUCGCAGCGGUCCGGCUCGGACAUCCCCGAUGCGCCGCAGCGGCUGCCAGCAGGCAUCUGGAGCCCCCCCACCCGCCGCACGGUACAAUGCAACAGCUACAGCUCCCAGGACGCCCCGCCACGGCUAGCGGACUUCUUUAAGAGCCCGAAGGUGAAAAACAUGACAGGCGGAUCCACAUCUUGGGCCUUUGCUCGUGCGUUUGUCGCUAACUGUCGGUAGCGCUUCAUGCUUCUUCCGCGCACUUCUAAGGAAAGCUUCCCGGGUCGACGCUCGUCUCUCCGCAGCUGCAGGUCAUUUUGGGGGAAAUCUGCAGCAAAUUCGACAAGUGUGGACGUUUUAAGGAAACAUCAAAGCUCAUCCCAGGCAGAGGCUUCACAGCUGGCGUCUUCUCCGACACAUUGAGCUGGAAGGAAUCACGGUGUCUGCCUGGAGGACCACCGGUUGAACCGAGCCCGUCACCAGAGUUCAUUGUUCGGGAGUGUUUGAGGGGAAAGGUGGGCUGGUUCAAGUCUUCAGCACCAUGGUGAUCUUCAACGGGCAGCUGAAGAUCAAGAUCUGCGAGGCUCUGGAGCUCAAACCGACGGCUUGGUCCCUGCGUCACGCCGUCGGCCCCAAGACCCAGACCUUCCUCCUGGACACGUACAUCGCCCUGAACGUGGACGACUCGCGCGUGGGUCAGACCUCCACCAAGCAGAAGACCAACAGCCCCGCCUGGAACGAUGAGUUCACCACGGAGGUCCACGACGGCCGCAGAAUCGAGCUGUCCGUCUUCCACGACGCGCCCAUCGGCUACGACGACUUCGUGGCCAACUGCAUCAUCCAGUUCGAGGACAUCCUGCACAACGGCAGCAAGCACUUCGAGGACUGGAUUGACCUGGAGCCAGAGGGGAAGGUGUAUGUUGUCAUUGACCUAUCAGGAUCUUCCAGCGAAGCUGCGACAGCCUCCACUGAGAAUGAGGAGCGAGUGUUUCGGCAGCGGAUGCGUCCCAGGAAGCGUCAGGGUGCCGUCCGCCGGAGGGUCCACCAGGUGAACGGACACAAGUUCAUGGCCACCUACCUGAGACAGCCCACCUACUGCUCCCACUGCAGGGACUUCAUCUGGGGCGUGUUAGGAAAGCAGGGUUACCAGUGUCAAGUGUGCACCUGUGUGGUCCAUAAGCGCUGCCAUGAGCUGAUCAUUACCAAGUGUGCAGGGAUGAAGAAGCAGGAGGACACAGUCGGGGAGCCAGUCGGCUCUCAGAGGUUCAGCGUCAACGUGCCGCACAAGUUCAGCAUCCACAACUUUAAAGUUCUCACCUUCUGCGACCACUGCGGGUCUCUGCUGUGGGGUCUGCUGCGACAGGGACUGCAGUGUAAAGUGUGUAAAGUGAACGUCCACAGGCGCUGUGAGAGGAACGUGGCUCCUAACUGUGGCGUGGACGCCAGAGGAAUCGCUAAAGUCCUCUCUGACCUCGGAGUCACGCCAGACAAGAUCUUCAACAGCGCCCAGAGACGGAAAAAGCUUCCUCAGGGUCAGGACCCCCAGCCGCCGAUAUCAGGGACGCCCAAGAUGGAAGACGACCGCUCAAAGUCCGCCCCCACCUCACCGUGUGACCAGGACGCGAAGGAGCUGGAGAACAUCCGGAAGGUUCUGUCGUUCGACCACCGCGGAGAGGAGCACAAAACCCACCCCCUCUCCUCCGCCUCGUCUGUUGCUGCGGUGACGGGGGACACACGUGGAGGAGGAGGAGGUGACGGAGGCAGCGUCGGAGUGGAGGGUGAAGGAAGGCGGGAGAACGGAGAGGUCAAAGGUCACAACGCUCCCGAGAUGAAGAGGAUGAACCUGCACGACUUCGUGUUCAUCAAAGUUCUGGGGAAAGGAAGCUUCGGGAAGGUGAUGCUGGCGGAGCUGAAAGGCAGCGACGAGGUUUACGCUGUCAAGGUGCUGAAGAAAGACGUGAUCCUGCAGGACGACGACGUGGACUGCACCCUCACCGAGAAACGGAUCCUGGCCCUGGCCAGAAAACACCCCUACCUGACACAGCUCUUCUGCUGCUUCCAGACCAAAGACCGCCUGUUCUUUGUGAUGGAGUAUGUUAACGGAGGCGACCUGAUGUUUCAGAUUCAGAGGUCGAGGAAGUUCGACGAGGCGCGAUCUCGUUUUUACGCCGCCGAGGUCACGUCCGCUCUGAUGUUCCUGCACCGACACGGAGUCAUAUACAGAGACUUGAAGCUGGACAACAUACUUCUGGAUGCAGAGGGUCACUGUAAGCUGGCAGACUUUGGGAUGUGCAAGGAGGGAAUCCUCAACGGAGUCACCACCACCACCUUCUGUGGGACACCAGACUACAUCGCACCUGAGAUCCUUCAAGAGCUGGAUUAUGGCCCGUCAGUGGACUGGUGGGCUCUGGGGGUGCUGAUGUAUGAGAUGAUGGCAGGACAGCCACCGUUUGAAGCCGAUAACGAAGAUGACCUGUUUGAGUCCAUCCUCCAUGACGACGUCCUCUAUCCUGUCUGGCUCAGCAAGGAGGCUGUGUCCAUUCUCAAAGCGUUCAUGACUAAGAGCCCUCACAAGCGUCUGGGCUGUGUGGUGGCUCAGGGACUGGAGGAGGCCAUUAAGCUCCAUCCGUUCUUCAGAGAGAUCGACUGGACGCUGCUGGAGCAGAGGAAGAUCAGGCCGCCGUUCAAACCACGCAUCAAAACCAAAAGGGAUGUGAACAACUUCGACCAGGACUUUACCCGCGAGGAACCCGUCCUGACGCCGGUGGACAGCAGCAUCAUCAAGCAGAUCAACCAAGAUGAGUUUAAAGGAUUCUCCUACUUUGGAGACGAGACUGUCGCCUGAACACACGCGAACGCACCGACGCACGCACACAUACGAUUAACUACAUACGUACGCAGCAGCAUCAUCACCACACUAAAAAAUCUUCAAGCAAAGACGCAGCAUUUAAAGAAACACGACCUCUUGAGUGAGGCCUCCUGAACUUUUCCAGAUUCUGGCCGCUCCAGGAGUUAUACCAGACCAUCUGUAUCUCUCUUUAUGGUUUCUGUGCUCUUGAUGUUUGUCCAUUUGUGCAUAUCCCAUUGAAAUAUAUGCUCAAGCCGCACAGAAGUGCAGGUCAGAUACUGUAGGAAACGACCUACCUGCUCCUGAUGCAGGCAAAGCGGUGGACAGAAGUGUUUUGAGGUAGAAACAUGGGUUAGGUCGGGGCUGUUAGCGUGUGUGUGUGUGUGUGUGUGUGAGAUAGAGAGAGGGAGAUAAUGUGUGUACAAGUGAGCAUGCAUGUGUAGUUGCAUACCUCUAGAAAGAGCCAGACUGUCAUUUCUGUACAUGAUGUGCCGUAUCCUGUGUCUGUCUCCGUGUUUAAAGAAUGUUUUCUUCCCUAAACAUGUAUGUGAAUGGAAAAAAAUAAUUGAACCAAUGAUUGUAUUUAAAGAAAAAAAGGUCUUGAAAAGUAUUUUACUCGUUAGAAAAAGAAACGUCGAAGGAGACGCGAGAAGAAUUUUUUUUGCUGAUGAAGUUCGUGGUGAAUUUCUGAGGUUUGUCGUUGUUUCGUUUUAAAUUUGAGAGUCAAAGGGGGCAAAUUAAAUGUUAACUUAAGAAGACAAAAGCGACACUUUUUGGUGUUUUAAUUUUGCUUCAGUUUGAUCUCAGCAGCUCUUUUCUUACUGUGGAGAAGGUUGUUUUUCCUUCUCUCUCCAUAUUUUAGCUUAUUAGUACAUCAGUGUUCCCGUUCUUCAUUAAAAACCAAUGGGUAGCAUUAGCCGCGAGCUAACUAAACUACAGUAGCCCAACAUUGGGAGUGUCCAUUGUUCUAGUGAGAUAUGCUUACAGUGCUAACAAGCUUAUGUACAUAUGAAGCCACAUAAUGAGCUGAAAUCUAAAAUAGAACAGGGGCCCUUCACACACAGGAAGUCCUCGUUACUGAAACUCUCUCUGCACCUUCUGGAGCGAAAUCUUUCUCGGUCAACUCCCAUUGAAAUGCCUUGUGUGUGUUUGUGUGUACGUUACCUGUAAUCGGUUGCUGCACUCGACCCGAAACAAACCGAACCCGCGUGCUUCCACGUGGGUCGUACACUGAGGUGAACGCGUCGGCUCGUGUUGCUGAAUGUGUUGAACUGAAUGUAUUUGCCGUGUGUGCAGGAGAGCAGAGGCCUCUUCAUGACGUCCUCAUAGUCCUGUUUUUUAUUUAAAAUGUCUUUUUGUUGUUGUUGUUUUUACUGGAUCGUCUACUUCUUGCUGUUAGAAGUCUUCAGAUUUCACGUGAUGCAGCGAGACUCACCUGAAACCGUACUUUAGACCCUCCUCAUCCUCUUUGUACUGCCUGAGGUCAAAUAAGCUUCAACUGAGCAAACAGGCCUCAGAGGAACCUCCACAGGUGUUGAUGACAUCGUCAAGAAAACUCCAUGUGCAAUAAAUACUCCCAGGGUUUGUGUUUGUUUGUUUGUUUUCUCAUCUCAUCCUUCCUUCCUUCCUUUCCUUCCUCUUUCCCUUCAGCCUGUCCACAGAUGCAUGUUCAGGUCCAGAAAAAACAACAGUACAGUCAGUUUUAGGGCUCAUAGAAGUGAGAUUUAUUCCACGAUUACUGUGUGUUUGUUUUAAUGGAGCUGUUAGAAUUAGUGCCAAAUUACACAGAUCUGUCUUUCAAGGAAAAGUUCAGGAACUCAUGACGCAUUAAAAAAAAUCUCACCUGUCGCUCUUUGAGCUCGACUGAGCUGCUCCGCCUCCAGCUGGAGCUCAGAGCUCUCCUCCACCCACAGAAGGAGCUUUAAAGUCAGUUUUAUUACUUUUUAUUCAGAAAAAUGUAUGAAUGAUAAACAGCAGUGGUGGAAUUUAAAUGUACUACUGUUCAAAAGUGCAGUACAGGACAGUACAUCUGAGGUACUUGUACUUUACUGGAGUCUUGUGUUUUCAUGCCACUUUUCACUCCUACUCCACGACAUGUCAGAGAAACAUUUUCUUUGUACUUCACUACACAGAGAUUAUACACAUGACAGAAAAUGAAUUGGCAGCCGGAUUCAUUUGAUGUUUCAGCUUCUCAGAUGUUUGAUUUGCUGCUUUUCCUCUGAAUGAUCUGAAGGAUUUGAAUGUGUUUCACAGUGUUUUUAAACCAAAGGAUCAAUUGAUUAAUGGAGAGAAAAAUCAGCAGAUUGAUGAAAGGAAUCAUUAGUCUGAUACGAAAUAGUGUGAAAUGAAGCUCAACCAGCUCCAACAGUAAAAUCCUGCUCAAUCACAAUAAUCUGAUGAGAUCAGAUAGAACAGUAGAACAGGUACAGGGGACAUUUCACUGCGUACAGAGUACUUUAAGUACAUUUUCCUGAUUAUACUUACAUACUUUUACUUAAAUAAGAUUUUCAAUGCAGGACUUUUAAUUUAAAGAGAGUGGCAGCAAACACCUGCAGUUACCUGUCCUGUUCUCACCGAGCCUAACGAGUCACAGUGCAACCUCCCAGAGGAGCAAACUAGCAGAAACAGGCAGCUGCACAUGUAGCAGUGAAAAGGAGCAGCGUGAGUGGAAGAUGCAUUAGAUACAGUAGCUGCUAGACAUUAAACACACACACACACACACAGAGGUUUGGACAGCAGUUUUACUGUCAGUCAGCUCCUAAAACACCAUGUUCAUGCUGCCCAUUAUUCCUCUUCUCUUCCCUUCUCCUCUCUCUUAACAUUUCUCUUGUUGCAUCUUUGCUUCGUCUUAAAUUUAAAGAUGUCGAACUGUUUGUCCCACUAGGACCCAAAAAGGAUGUUCUCUCCCAGAAGUCCCUCAUGCUGAAAGCCAAAUGCUAUUUCCAAAUUUUCCACCCAGUAUUUGUUCCAGAGGAAAAAUAAAAUCUGCCUCGAGCAGGAAGUUCCUUUCUGUUAGUUUUCAAGUUAGUGAAUCAAGUGAAAUCCAGCACACAGAGGUGACAGUGGAGACAGUAUUAUGGUUUUCCUCACAGUAUCAAUCGUUCAUUGUUCUCGGGUCAUAUGCAGGAUGUUGCUGUAUGUACUGUUUUUCGUUGCGGUCCCUGUAUUUGUGAAGCUUCGUAUGUACAUUUUGUCAUCUGAGCUGUGGUUUCGUUCCUUUUACGGAUUCCCUUCGUUUGUGUUGAUAUUUUGUUUUUUCCUUUUGCGUUGCGUGCCAAAUGUACUGUAUUUUAAAGGAUGUGAAGGUGUAUUUUAAUUUUUGAAACAAAUUAAAUAUCAUGAUGUCA
Messenger RNA from Chelmon rostratus (copperband butterflyfish), 6323 nucleotides. RefSeq names its product protein kinase C epsilon type-like. Gene Ontology annotation, molecular function: diacylglycerol-dependent serine/threonine kinase activity; ATP binding. The record is from RefSeq and is a predicted model, not a curated record. Lineage: Eukaryota; Metazoa; Chordata; Actinopteri; Chaetodontiformes; Chaetodontidae. The transcript is spliced from 15 exons. Gene Ontology annotation, biological process: protein phosphorylation. The coding region runs from base 670 to 2973 and encodes 767 amino acids.